AUGGCAUUAAAUGGCUUUUUAGAAUUCUUUCAAAAGGGUAAAACCUUUAGGCCAAAGAAACGCUUCACAGCCGGUACAAUACGUUACUCUCUGCACAAGCAGGCACAGGCCAGUCUACAAUCGGGUAUUAAUUUACGACAAGCUGUAUGCCUACCGGAAGGGGAAAAUCUCAAUGACUGGAUUGCGGUGCAUGUAGUUGAUUUUUUCAAUCGUAUAAAUCUCAUUUAUGGCACCGUCUCGGAAUAUUGUAACGAAACCACCUGCCCGACAAUGAGUGGCGGUUCACGGUAUGAAUAUUUAUGGGCCGAUUCGGAAAAUUACAAAAAACCCACAUCGCUACCAGCUCCCAAAUAUAUCGAAAUGUUAAUGGAUUGGGCUGAGGCCCAGAUCAAUAAUGAGGCCGUAUUUCCCGUAUCCACCGAUGUACCAUUUCCGAAAACAUUUCCGGCGUUGAGUCGCAAGAUAUUGACGCGACUAUUUCGGGUGUUUGUCCAUGUCUAUAUACAUCAUUUCGAUCGUAUUGUUAGCAUUGGAGCUGAGGCGCAUGUCAAUACGUGCUAUAAGCAUUUCUAUUAUUUUGUCCAGGAGUUUGAUUUGAUAACGAGCAAGGAGUUGGAACCGUUACAGGAAAUGUCAGCGAAAAUAUGUAAAGAUUAAG
Musca vetustissima is the source of this 658-nucleotide messenger RNA. It is a transcript of the gene Mob3, whose product is annotated as MOB kinase activator-like 3. Gene Ontology annotation, cellular component: nucleus; cytoplasm. Gene Ontology annotation, biological process: signal transduction; positive regulation of protein phosphorylation. Bases 1 to 657 code for a protein of 218 amino acids. The transcript has a single exon. Gene Ontology annotation, molecular function: protein kinase activator activity. The record is from RefSeq and is a predicted model, not a curated record. NCBI's taxonomy places the organism in Eukaryota, Metazoa, Arthropoda, Insecta, Diptera, Muscidae.